Molecule: messenger RNA, 1227 nt
Organism: Limanda limanda (common dab)
Lineage: Eukaryota; Metazoa; Chordata; Actinopteri; Pleuronectiformes; Pleuronectidae
Gene: p2rx3a
Product: purinergic receptor P2X, ligand-gated ion channel, 3a
Exons: 12
Coding region: 1-1227 (408 amino acids)
Biological process (GO): response to ATP; monoatomic cation transmembrane transport
Cellular component (GO): nuclear inner membrane; plasma membrane
Molecular function (GO): extracellularly ATP-gated monoatomic cation channel activity; purinergic nucleotide receptor activity; ATP binding
Source: RefSeq, a predicted model, not a curated record
AUGGGUUGGUUGGGGAGCACCAUCACUGACUUCUUCACCUACGAGACCACCAAGUCUGUGGUGGUCAAAAGCUGGACUGUUGGCAUCAUCAACCGGAUCGUACAGCUGCUCAUCAUUGCAUAUUUUGUCGGCUGGGUCUUCAUCCACGAGAAAGCUUACCAGUCCAUUGACACCGGCAUCGAGUCCUCCGUGAUGACCAAAGUGAAAGGUUUUGGUUACCAUGAAGACCGUAUAAUGGAUGUGGCCGACUACGUCUAUCCCCCACAGGGCGCAGGUGUGUUCUGCAUCAUGACCAAACUCAUCAUCACUCAUAAUCAGUUCCAGGGAAAAUGUGCGGAGACUGGCAACUUUAAAUGUAAAACGGAUGAAGACUGCAAAGACUAUUUUGGGUCCAUCCUUACCAAUGGAGUGAUAACAGGUAUUUGCCUCAAUUAUGACAACGAGACGGAGGGUCGGUGCGAGAUUGAAGCAUGGUGUCCAGCUGAGGACGACACUGUCACCAUAGGCCGAAUCCUCGAUGUGAGUAACUUUACCAUUUUCAUCAAAAACAGUAUUCGCUUUCCUCUCUUCAAUGUCACCAGAGGGAACUUUCCAAGCACAAUGACUUCCUCAGAGAUUAAGCGCUGCAAGUACCACCCAGAGACCAACCCCUAUUGUCCCAUCUUUCGGGUCGGGGACGUCCUGAAUUACACAGACCAGACUCCGGAGAAGCUGACAAAAAAUGGUGGGGAAAUAGGAAUUAACAUUCAAUGGCAAUGUAACCUGGACCUGGACAUCGAAAAGUGUGUGCCCAAGUACUCAUUCUCACGCCUGGAUGCACCAUUUGCCAAGAACCGCAUCUCCAAAGGAUACAACUUCAGAUUUGCCAAAUAUUUCAUGACAGAGAAUGGGACUGAAUUUCGGACACUUCACAAAGCAUAUGCAAUCCGCUUCGAUGUCAUGGUCACGGGAAAGGCAGGAAAGUUUGACACAGUCCCAACACUGAUCAACUUGGUUGCGGCCUUCACCUCUAUUGGACUGGGUACAGUUCUCUGUGACAUUAUCUUGCUUAACUUCCUGAAAGGGGCGAAGCAGUACAAAGCCAAGAAAUUUGAAGAGGUGUCAGACGCUCAGAUUGAAGCAUCCAUUGCUCAGAGCCCCGGCAGCCAGCUGUCACUCAAACCAGGCCUCAAGAGCUCCUACGACUCCGGAGCCGUUUCCCUCUCGGCCUCCGACCAACCCAUGUGA